GUGGCCUCAAUAUAUAAUCAAACUCUCGGCCCAAUCGAUACUGGGCCAUGUAUUGAUCUUGACACACCUGCUCUGUUCCCAGGACUUAAGUUCCCAGCUUUCAACUCGCAUUAGCCAUGAAGACCCACGUGUAUCCCUGGAAGCGCCUCAUGCCUGUUGGCCUGGGUGCUGCCGCCUUGGCUUGUUUUCUAGUAUCGCUAUACGCUGCUACAAAUAAGAGAGUGCUUCGCGAGGGCAUCGCAAUCAUCAAGUUCAAUAAGCCAGAGCUUCCGUUGGUGCCAAAACAUCGAAGAAGUAACACAUUUCGCGAUAUAAAUGUCCCACACCCUGGCCUCCCUAGCCUCGACCCCCAAGACAUCGACAUACCCAUACCGGUGAUGCCCAAUUCCAACGAGAUCCAGAGCAAAGUGCUUAGCGCCAUUGGCAGCGCACAAACGGCCACAAGCAACGUGAUUGAUGAGGUUCAAAACACGGCCGGUAAUAUCAUUGACAAAGCAAAAAACCUGACCAACAUCGCUCUACCACGGAACAUCACCAUUGGCACUCAGAGCUACUGUGUCAACUUAGACCAUGAUACGACUUGUCGAGAUCUUCCCCUGGACUUGUCCUCUCUACUACCCGCGGACACACUCCAUGUCCUCGAGUCCGUUAUGCCAGGCUUUUCAUCAUUAGCCGAGAAGCUAAAUCGGUUUACAGUCCCGAUCUUCUUGUACAUACUCAUUGCCGGGAUCAUGUGCUCAUUCAGUCUCUGGCUGGCUUGUAUU
Pseudovirgaria hyperparasitica is the source of this 764-nucleotide messenger RNA. RefSeq lists its product as uncharacterized. Lineage: Eukaryota; Fungi; Ascomycota; Dothideomycetes; Acrospermales; Acrospermaceae. The annotation marks the transcript as partial. The transcript is spliced from 2 exons. The record is from RefSeq and is a predicted model, not a curated record.